AUUACCGGGACAGUGUAAUGGCAUUUUAUCAUCUUUUGAAUUGUUCUGAGAUGUAAUAUUCAAAUAUUUCUAAUUGGAAUUCAAAGAAUUUAUGAUGUCACAAACUGAAUGUUAUGAAAUAACCAUAAAGAACUGAGGAAGGAGAACAGCUGAUGAUAGAUGGCAUUACUAGUUGCAUAAUGGAUUAGCCAAUCAAGAUGCAGGAGGGACACAAGGGACACAGUGCAAUGUCAGUCAAGUUGAACAUGGGCAACAGGGUUCAUCUUCUUGCCAUAGUUUUGAUUCUAGUCUGUCUCAGAACAGUAAUGUCUUGUCCAGAUGCCUGUGACUGCUCAGAUGGAAUAUCAGCAAUAUGUACUAAUGCCAAUCUUGAAGCGCCACCUAGUGGACUACCACGCAAUAUUAUACAUCUCAAUCUACAUAACAACAACAUUGAGAACCUAUCAGGCAGCCUCAAUCAGUAUUCUAGCCUACGUACACUGAAUAUAAGUCGCAACCGAUUAAGCAGUAUAACAAAUCAGUCAUUCUUCGGAUUACGUCAUUUAGAAGUCUUAGAUUUGUCAAAUAACCAUAUUCAGGAAUCCGCUCUUUAUGCCAUAAAUGCUCUCCCAAAUCUACUGGAGCUCCACAUGUCCAACUGUUCAGUGAGUUCUAUCGACAACACUUGGAUGAGGACAUUCAAUAAACUUAAACUCUUGGAUUUAAGUCAUAAUCAAAUAGCCUCAAUACCGGACAGUACUUUCAGAUAUCUAACAAGCAUGAACUUUCUGGAUCUAUCCCAUAAUUACAUCACAAAUGUCACAAUGACAAGCUUUCUCGGCCUCGGACUACUAGAGCAACUCUAUAUGGAUUAUAACUCCCUGAGUGAGCUGGGCAACUAUGGGUUCACAUACCUAUAUACACUUAAGACAUUAUCUGUAACAUAUAAUCAGCUGACUAAUCUGACGUCCAAAGCCCUACAAGGCUUGAUCAGCCUCAGGAGGUUCUUUCUCCAGCAUAAUACCCUGCUAUGUCUCGAUGAUAACGUUCUCUCCCCUCUAGAGGAGCUUCAAGUCCUGGACAUUAGCCAUAAUGACAUUGACCUCUUGGAACCUGACGUCUUCAAAAUGAAUAAUAAACUUGAGGAGUUAUAUAUCAGUGCAAUGCCACGCCUUAAAGCAUUUAUACCUGGAACAUUCAAUGGUCUUGUGAACUUAGAAACACUUGAUAUAAGCAACAAUGGAAACCUCUCUGGCUUGGAGCUUGAUAUCUUCCAGCCACUCCGCGCCAUGAAAACAUUAUAUCUACAUUCCAGCAACCUCCACCAAGUUCCCCGUCACUUCUUCAGUAAUCUGACCAAACUCCAUACAUUGUCGCUACAUGGUAAUCCACUCGGGUGUAACUGUGUGAGCAAAUGGAUCAAAGACACUAUACUAGACCAGUCAUUACUGCCACGUCUGCUGGAGCCCCUUGAAUUGAAAUGUGAAACCCCUCAGCAAUUAAAGGGCUGGAAUUUUGGAGAUAUUCCCGAUAUGAAUUUCACCUGUAUUCCACCAGUGGUUGUGAGACAUACCAAACGUGGCUGGUUUAAAGUUGGGUCUACAGCCAUCUUAGAUUGUGAAACAUCGGGGGAUCCGCCUCCCUCAGUAACAUGGAUAUCACCCCGCGGGAAAGUGCUCACAUACAUGCACCACAGAAUCCAUGAAUACGUCCCUAUGGAUCAAGUACAGCAGGAUUGGUUUCAUGAAAAUCAUUACUGGCAUAAGACUGAUGAAUACCACCAUAUCACUGAUUUUGAAAACCGCAUCCAUCUACUCGACAAUGGAAGUCUAUAUAUAGACUAUGUCUUACGUAAUGAUGGUGGGGAAUAUACAUGCAUUGCUCGUAAUAUCGCAGGAAAUGACACUGCCGUAACGCUCUUAAAGCUGAAUUAUGAACGAAUGCAAACCAUCAAAAUAUGGAGUAUAAUAUUUGGAUGUGCGGCUGCUGGAGUAUUCAUGGUGCUUAGUAUUAUCAUUGGCUGUAUCCGAAUGGCUGUAGACAAGUGCAAAAGUCGCCAAAAGAAGAAACGAAAGACAAUCCGAGAAAUUGUGGACAACAUUGAUGCAUACAAGACUCUACAUUGGGAGAAAUUCCGGGAGCAUUAUAAUAUUCAGAAAUUCAGGGAUAACUAUCAUGUGCAUGUAGGGAAACUCAAGGAGCAGUUGUAUGGUCAGAUGACCCGCAUGCAGGAUCAUUAUCAUACGCAGAUCAACAAAAUCAAAGAGAACGGCUCUACUCAGAUGGAGAAACUGCGGACCAAUUACAACGAACAGUUAGGCAAAAUGAAGGACUAUAAAUCACAACAUAUGGAGAAGAUACGUGAGAAUUAUGCAGUUAAAGUCCUAAGAAUCCGAGAGUAUAGCUCGACACAAAUGGAGAAAUUACGUGAAAAUUACAGACUCCAACAGAAUCAUAUUAUGAAGAUCCUCGAGCUGAUGAACUUUGACCAGUGCAAGGGGGUCAUUGAGGCCGAGUGCAUUCGCACUGAGAGCAUGCUAUUUGACACUGAGAUGAUGCUGGAUCUGAACUCAGAGCCAGAUCAGGCCAUGUCAGUGAUCUCUAGCGAAUAUAUGACAGCUGACAACUCUCGUAGUAACUCUGAGGCAUGUCUCAAUGAGGGAUAUAAUGACAACCCCGAUGCCAGUGAUGACCUCAACGAUCAGACUGAACAUAACACAAUCGCUCUCAUAGAACCAGAGGAUUUACCACAUGAAAACACAGGAAUUCACUCAACAGACCCAGAGAUCUCUUCACGUGACAACACAGGAGGUAGCUUAAUAGACCCAGAAUGCACAGGAGGUGACAGUGAAGAGAGCCCCCUACAUUCCCCAAAUGAACCUAGCACAGUGAUCUUUCUAGGGGACAAUGGUACUCAAGCUGUCCAUAUGGUGAACGAGACCACAAUAUGACACACAUUACAUUAGAUAAUUAAGAAGGGGUCACAGAAACAACAAACAUUGAUUCUUAUGAUCCACUCCCCUAUUACAGUAUAAAAGUGGAUAAUGAACAGUGUAAAAAACAUUCAAAAUUGUUAGUUCUGGUUAUUUUGUUGGGGGAAAUGUACACAAGUUCAAACAUUUAGAAACUUGUGCAUGUUAUUCCCAAAUGAAUUGUUAUUUAGUAUUUGUAAAUAAGUUGUAUUAAACAUGUUAAAUAAGCACAUCAGAGAUAUUAUAGAACAAACGAGGGCUUUUGUUUUAAGCGUACAUUUUAACAAAAACUAUGAAUACGGCCAAAUCACAUUGCACACAACUUUCGGAUGAAUAUGUUGUAAAUAUCUCAAGAACUAAAACACCCUAGCAACCAGAAAAUACAGGUUCCCUUGCCACUGGGAAUUACAUGUACACCAGAUACAAUAACAUUUGCCUACUAAGAAGGGUGUAUUUGUAACAUUUUAAAACAUUCAUAUUUCAACUAUAUUUUUGGGGGUAAUAAACUCUAAACUUGUCAAA
This is a messenger RNA of Owenia fusiformis, 3473 nucleotides long. The record is from the annotation of a GenBank genome assembly. Lineage: Eukaryota; Metazoa; Annelida; Polychaeta; Sabellida; Oweniidae.